Setaria italica (foxtail millet) is the source of this 1964-nucleotide messenger RNA. RefSeq names its product transcription factor MYB86. Lineage: Eukaryota; Viridiplantae; Streptophyta; Magnoliopsida; Poales; Poaceae. The coding region runs from base 669 to 1613 and encodes 314 amino acids. The record is from RefSeq and is a predicted model, not a curated record. The transcript is spliced from 4 exons.
GCGGUGAAAUCUCUCUCGCGCACGCAUGCAAAGCAACAAACACGUACACACUCGCCACACUGCACAGUACACACAGGCAUCGGAUGCGGCCUAUCACGCACACCACUGCACAGUGCACAGGAGAGGGGUUUCCUAAAACCAGCCAGGCAUCGGUGCCGAGCCCCGUCCCACAAGUCUUCUCUCAUAAAAACGCCGCGGCGCGAGAUUACCGGGGUGCCCUCCCGGCCACCGGCCACCGGCCACCGGACUCCGCCCCCGUCCAGCUCUCUCCCUCCCUCUCCCUUAGCCAUGAAGUCCUCGGUUCGGCCACUCACAUUUGGGGUAAGCUAGAGAGAGCCCGUAACAUGGCUGCUCACGCGCCUAGAGGGGUUAGCUAGCCGCCUAGCCGCUAGCUAGGGCUCCAACCGCAUGCACAGGUUUGGCCCGACUUUUCCUGCCCACGCUUUUACCCUGCCUGCCCUUGGAUGCAUCGAUGCAUUUGGCAUGCUGCAGUCAGUGUACUAGCUGCUCGCCCUCUCCUCUCCUCUCCUCUCCUCUCCUCUCCUAGUCUCCUCUCCUCUUCUUUAUAAGCUCGAGUGGUUCUGGUUCCGGCCCCUCCAUUUCAUUCCCUGUGUGCUGGGCAGCAGGCCGGUGGUGCAGUGGGAGAGAGAGAGAGAGCGGAGGGAGAGAUGGGGCACCACUCCUGCUGCAACAAGCAGAAGGUCCGGAGGGGCCUGUGGUCGCCGGAGGAAGACGAGAAGCUCGUCAAGUACAUCACCACUCACGGCCAUGGCUGCUGGAGCUCGGUCCCGAGACAAGCAGGGCUGCAGCGGUGCGGCAAGAGCUGCAGGCUGAGGUGGAUCAACUACCUGAGGCCGGACCUCAAGAGGGGGAGCUUCUCGCAGCAGGAGGAGGCCCUCAUCGUCGACCUCCACAGGGUUCUUGGCAACAGGUGGGCCCAGAUCGCCAAGCACCUGCCUGGUCGAACGGACAACGAGGUGAAGAACUUCUGGAACUCCACCAUCAAGAAGAAGCUCAUCUCCCAGGCUGUGGGCAGCCUUCACCCAGCUGCAGACCUGUACUACAACAUUCUGGAUGGAGCAGGACAGGGCAUCGCGGUCGCCGGAUGCGCACCGCUAAGCGGGGCGGACAAUGCAUCGGCCCAAGCAGCCACGGUGAGCGCGCAGUCUCCUCCUCCCAUGCUGCACAACCCCGCCGCGGCGUGGGCCGACUUUGUCUCCCAGCCGCUCUUCCUCCCCGGCAACAACGGCGUCCACGGCGGUGGGGACGGCCUCCACGAGUACGCCGUCGACGGGGAGUUCAUCAAGCUUUGCCGCGCCGCCGACGCGUUCCCGCCGCCGGAGAGCGGCGUCGCCGGCGUCGCGGCGAACCAGUGCAAGCCAGCUGAUCUCCUGGCUCAGCAAGAGGGCGCCGCCGCCGCCGUCCGGAGCCUCCCGGUGUUCCUUGAACCGAAGGGCGGCACGGGAACGCUCGCGGCCGAUCCGGCCAUGGGCCCCGUGAUGGACUUUAUGGAAGCCAUCCUGGGGUCGUCGUCGACGUCGGCGGUCAGCGCCUCGUCCGUCGACAGCUUCUCGGCGAACACCGGCAUGCAGGCUCAUUGCUGGAUCCCUUGAAUGCAUCUUAAUUAGAUUCUUAGCGUUUAUUGCUUCGAUAGAUGCAUGGAUUGAUCAAGCACGCGGCAGCAUCAGAGAUAUACUACAUAAUUUAUAAAAUAAUUAUACUGUUAAGCUUCUCAGGGUAGCAAAACCAGUGAUCACAUAAGUUACUUGUAAAUAUAUAUGUUUACAUAUAUAAUGUGUAGGGAUGGUAAGUAGAUAUAAGUGGGCGUCAGUCAUGUGCCAAGGAGGAACUACUCUGAAACUUCUUUAUUUACAGCUAUAUGUAGUGUGUGUACAUGUUACUGAACAUGAGCUGAGAUUCUUAUUCAUGAAAUUGUACCUCUCUUUUACUCUCGCAUAUGCCUA